UAAUUUAUUGAAGGCUUAGGAUAAAAACCCACAUGGGCGGACCAACCAGGCGUUUAAUUACCCCCGUUGAGAGUAUCUAAAGUAAAGAAAGGUGCAAAUUGUGUUUCAACUUUUAAACAUAAACCCUAGGAUAGGAGGAGGCUCCCGGAAAGAUAAUUCGGCCGUGGGUCUACAAUGGAAGUUGUUGUAGGGUUUAAGGAAGGUGAAGGAAACCACAAAUUAGUGCCAUGGAUAAGCUGGGACGAUUGGAAUUUUGUCAGAGAAUCUCUCUUUUCUUCUUCCCCAGACUCAGCUCUUCAAAGGAUAUCUGCCUGGCGAAGCAGAGGAUGUCUUCCUGUCAUAAUUGAAGUCACUGCUUCCAUUGUUGAAACCCAACAAAAGGAUCCUUUCUUCUUCAGGGAUGCUAUAUCUGGGACUCGCUUGCUUGCAGAAAAUGUGUUGACAAUGCUAUAUUGUAUGACCAUUAUGAGGCUUGUGAAUGGUAUUGUGGAGAAGACCCGUAAGAAGAAUGAGGUUUCAAUUGGAGAAGCAGCUGAUGUAAUUGGUAUUCCCCGUAUGUUGAUUGAUAUUCGGCAUGAGUGUUCACAUCGUGAUCUUCCUUCACUUAGACUGGUUCGGCUUGCAUCUACCAAGGCACUUGAUUGGUUGAAAGCUUAUUAUUGGGAACCGCAAAAGAUAGCAAUUCCAUACCCCGGUGAUCGCACUGCCAACUUUGGAAAAGAAAUUAAGUUGAAGAUACGUGAACUGGCCUUCAGUUUGGAUGUGAAGCAAGCUACAUCGUCAGAUUCUCCGGUAGCUAAGAGAAAACGUUCCAAGAAGCAAAUAAAAAAGGCAUUGAAGAAUGUACUAAAGUUAUAUUCUUCCUUCCCCUCGGAAGUCGUAUCUAUCUUGUUGGAGUUCCUGCUAAAGGCACAUGAAUCUGCUGAUGUGGCAAAUAGUAGUUCUCAACUUGAUGAUUGGAAAACGCUAAUUAUAAAGUUGUCAAAUAAAGAUCCAGACAUGCUUCUAAGCCUUCUCAAAGCAGUAGUUCAUAUGAUCGAGACCCGUGAAGCUCUAGAACAUGAAUCAGGAGAACAACUCAAACCCGAGCACAAGUCUGGAUUUCACCAAACUGAGCAUCUUUCCUAUCUAUUUAAGUGGCUCGUGGGAAACCUUAAGGAUCUAAAGCCUUCUCGCCGGAAAAUUGUAACGACAGAUACACCAAAAGACAAAAGUCUCCCCAAGUCAACUCUCAUGCAUCUCCUGGUAAAAUGUCUCAUGGUUUCUUCACUCGGGAACAACCAUCUAGCAAGUGCAGCCUCGGUUCUUGCACAAACAGCUGGUAAUCACACUUUGGUCCAGAAACUUAACAAGCUAGCAUCCUUACACGCAUCAAACACAGAUACGGUUGGUGAACUUGCUGGCAUCGACCGGGAACGCUUUUACAACGAGCAAGAAAUGUUUAUAGAACAAGAAUUCAAAAAACUUGAACUUUUGAAACAAAAGCUAUCUCAAAAAAUGAAGUUGAAGAAACCUGCAGCUGUAGAAACCAAAGAGAGAUGGAGUGUGGCAAAAUCAUGGAAACCAUGCGCGAUCGGUAUGUUACCGUGUGAUGUUGGUUCUUCUGGUGUUGUACCUGUUCUUGACAUUGUUAAUGACGAGGUAGAUAAGAAUUUAGAAGAAAAGAAGACAUCAUGUGGCAAGCGAGAAGCUGAUACUCCAUUACUGGUUUUGGAUGAUUCAGAUGCUAAGAAAGUUAAAGGUUGUGAGGAAGAAGAUUUUGAAGGUGUAAAGAAUGGGUUGAUGAUUGGUGGAUUGUGGAAGACUGUGACAGAUGAUCAAGUGAUGAAUAUGGCAUCAAGUGUCAGAAUUUUGGUUUAGCGCUGACCAGUGUAUCAAUACACUAGAGCGAGCGAGCGAGCGAUUGUUUGAUCUCAUUUUCGAAACACUGGCUUUGCAAAUUGAGAUAAGAAAACAUAGGAUUUAAACAUCAUUUGAAAGCCCAAAGAUUAUUUUUGGUGUUAGAAAAAAGUAACAUUUUUAAUAUGAGACAUUGAGAUAUGUUUAAAUUUGCAUGUAUCUUGUGAUGAUGCCAGUUUUAUUUAUUUAUUUAUUUA
Molecule: messenger RNA, 2096 nt
Organism: Helianthus annuus (common sunflower)
Lineage: Eukaryota; Viridiplantae; Streptophyta; Magnoliopsida; Asterales; Asteraceae
Exons: 8
Coding region: 175-1860 (561 amino acids)
Biological process (GO): maturation of 5.8S rRNA; maturation of LSU-rRNA
Cellular component (GO): preribosome, large subunit precursor; Las1 complex
Molecular function (GO): endonuclease activity
Source: RefSeq, a predicted model, not a curated record